Molecule: messenger RNA, 1046 nt
Organism: Rhagoletis zephyria (snowberry fruit fly)
Lineage: Eukaryota; Metazoa; Arthropoda; Insecta; Diptera; Tephritidae
Biological process (GO): synapse organization
Cellular component (GO): neuron projection membrane
Source: RefSeq, a predicted model, not a curated record
AAAUACCCGCCGAUUCACGAGCCAUCAUCAGCGGCCCAGCCGAUCUGCAUUUCAAAGUCGGCAGCGCAAUUAUACUCAACUGUCAUGUGCAACAGCCGAGCAUUCGUGAUAUUGGACCGAUUUAUUGGUAUCGCGGCGACCAUAUAAUCACGCCCUUCGAACUCGACGACGACGAGGCUGAGGCUGAUAAUAACGUUGAUCAUGCUGAUGAUGCCGAGGAGUUGGAGAGCAACGACAACAAUGGACGCGUGAAUGCCUACGCCGAAGGAGCAACGCUGCAUAAGCGCCAGCCCUCAUCGCUAGCAAACAAUGAGGUGGAAGUUGAUGUGACAGCGACGAUAACAAAUGUCAAUGCAUUGGCUGCUGCAGGCAGUCGCAGUAGCAAGGGCAACUCAGGUCGCAGCCGUGCAGCGAUGGCUAUGGCGGCGGCGACCACGACAGCUCAGCAUGAUGGCUUAACCAACGACAUAACACCGGACUUCACAGCGCGUAUAGCAAUGGAAUCACAGCUGGGUGACACAAUGAAAUCAAGGUUGCGCAUUUCGAAUGCACAAACAACGGAUACAGGGAAUUACACUUGUCAACCGACAACGGCGAGCAGCGCCAGCGUCAUGGUACACGUGAUUAAUGAUGAAAAUCCAGCAGCUAUGCAAAAAAGCAGCGCCAAUUCGGUACGCACAGCAGCUACGUGGCGCAACAAAGGCAGCGGCGUAUUCUUGCUCAUGCUGCUGUUGGUGGCAGCAACAAUAAUAAAAACUAUAAUUACAAAAGCAAAUAUAAUAACGAGAACAAUCGUUGUAGCAGCAGCAGGAGCAGCAGAAGCAGCAAUGAAUGCUACAACAACAACUAAAGCAGCAACAACAACGAAGAAGAUAGGCGAUUGUCAGACGCAGUCCAAGUCCAUGGAGAAAGCUGUGAUACGCCAUCAGCCACAGCAGCUAAAGCAAUAGCAUUUCCAAUUGCAAUGUCCUACACAUCCUUUGCAAUGUCUCUAGCAGCCGCAGACGUUAAGGAUAUUUGUUGUUUUUGUUUUUGCCUUUGUUAGU